AUGCCUGAGCAAAGUCCUUCAGGAUCAGAAGAGGGCACUAGCACUCACAUGAGCGAACAGGAGCGAAAGUGCGUGGUCUUGGAGUUCCUCCUCGGGCCCCCUAACGAACGAUGGCUAACGUCGUGGAUACAGACGAAUGCGCAAUCGCCUCUCUCAGCAAGCAUUCCGGCGCAGACAGGCAGAGCGGAUCAGAGAACUGAGUAA
This is a messenger RNA of Colletotrichum spaethianum, 204 nucleotides long. RefSeq lists its product as uncharacterized. Lineage: Eukaryota; Fungi; Ascomycota; Sordariomycetes; Glomerellales; Glomerellaceae. The record is from RefSeq and is a predicted model, not a curated record. The coding region runs from base 1 to 204 and encodes 67 amino acids. The transcript has a single exon.